This is a messenger RNA of Kalmanozyma brasiliensis GHG001, 2028 nucleotides long. RefSeq names its product XPG/Rad2 endonuclease. The coding region runs from base 1 to 2028 and encodes 675 amino acids. The transcript has a single exon. Gene Ontology annotation, molecular function: hydrolase activity, acting on ester bonds. The record is from RefSeq and is a predicted model, not a curated record. Lineage: Eukaryota; Fungi; Basidiomycota; Ustilaginomycetes; Ustilaginales.
AUGGGCGUCAAAGGCUUGACCUCGUACGUCAAGCAGAUCCAGCAUGCUGUUUCCGAGCAGGUCACCGUCCCCGUCGAGACCGAUGCCACAUCCUCGUCAAUUGGUGGACCAUUCGUCAUCGACGGCUGGGCAUGGAUAUAUCGCGCCUACCUCGACCACUUCACCGAGUCCCUCCGCGGCGGCGACUACAUAGGCUACACCCUCCAUGCACGUCACUUCGUCAACGCACUGCGCUCCGCCGGUCUCGAGCCCAUCUUCAUCUUUGAUGGCCCUUACCUUCCGCUAAAGAUCCCAACGGUCCUGUCGCGAUUCGGGGAGAGCGCCGCGAACAACUCGGCGUUCAUGCGGUCUUCAUCGCGAUACAAGCCAGGCUUUCAGGUGUCGAUGGGCGUGUUUCCGCCAUUGCUGUACGACUGCACCCUCGAGGCGCUCCGUCAGUGCAAUGUCAAGGUGGUGAUCGAGGAGAUCGAGGCGGAUAGUGCGGUGGCCGAGAUCGCGGACAAGAUGGGCGGGUGGGCGGUGAGCAACGAUUCCGACUUCUUUGUUCUUUGUGCCAGAGGAGCGUCGUGUCGAGGGUACGUGCCGAUCGACUCGAUCGAGUACCUCGUCAAGCCGACACUCAAGGAAACAGAGGGCGCGCAAAUGGUUGCCGUUCCAGCCGACUUUGACGAUGAUGGAUUCGCUCCUGUCGGCAAGAGCGGCAGAGCAAAGGGACGAAAAGGCAUCAAGGCUGCUGAUCCAGUUGAAGUUCAAGCGCAGCUUCUCAACCGCCCACCGGCAAACGCGCAGGAAGGCACGCUCACAGGCAUCCGCUUCACCUCGUACUCCUCCUCUAAACUCGCUGCCGCUCUUGGCAUCCCAUCGUCCAUGCUCUCGCUCCUCGCCGCACUCGUGGGCAACGACUACACAGCCCCUAUCCAGCGACGCAUCCUCGACCCAGCACUCCCCUUUGGACCUCAGCGCAUCACCUUCAUCGCCAACGCCAUCAAGACCGAGACCCAGCGCAUGGCGUCCAACCGCACACCCGGCCGAUCUGGCACAGCAACCCCUUCCGCAUCGCGCACCGGUCUCGGUCGCACCGGCUCCGGAUGGAGCGUCCCUUCUCGUGGUUCCGGAUCGGCGAUGACAUCGACUAAUGCGACCCCCAUCGGCGACGCGAUGCAUCCCAAACUCGAUGAAGCUCUCGCCGCGCUCUCGCUCAACGACCCGGUCCGAUUCAUGGUGCAGAACGUCACCACCCGCAUCUUGGCUGGCGUAGCAACACAUACGCGGGAAGCAUACAUCACCUCGGGCGAGCAGGAGCAGUUGGUAGACGCGAUCAUCGAUUCGGUUGCGACCUACUCGCUGCUCUCCGACCCGUCGGCGAUACACCGUUCGACGCCGGGUGCGGAGUUCUUCGCGCGUUCCGAGGUGAAGUUGUACAGGAGUGCCUACGAGAAGGGCUUCUUCGACCGCACGCUCGUGGAAAGUCUUACGCAGCGAUUUAGUUUGAAUCGAAUGGCGCCGGAAGAUCCGGAUUCGAAGUCGAUCCAGAGCACCCAUGCGAGGGAUCUGCGCAGGUGCACGACUACCACGCUGUUCGGCGCCUGGGGGAUGGAUUGGGCGAGGGAGACGCUCGAAGAGCCUCUAGCUCAGGAGGACGCCGAGGAGGAGGAGCACGUGGGGGCGAUACCCAUUCUAGCUGGUCCGGGACCCAACAAGGUCAACUGGGAACAGGAGGGCGAUCCGAACGAGAUGAUUCCUGUCCAGACGCCUCCUUCGUCCUUUGGCAGCUCGAUGUACGAGGACGAAGAAGAGGAUGAUGAGGAGGAGGAGGUGCGGUCGAGACCUGGGUCCGCGGUGGGUUUGCUCGAUGAGGAAGAGGACGGCGUCAAGCCAGCGCCCGCCGUGAUGGAUUACAGCAGGAAGGGGGACAGGUAUGCUGGGGAGCAAUGCCCGAUUCUGUCGCUCGACGCACUGGUAGCGAGGCACAGGCAGGAGCUCGGCAUCGAACCGCCCCAGGUGCUGAGCAAGUACUUGCGCGCGUAG